Molecule: messenger RNA, 1428 nt
Organism: Pimephales promelas (fathead minnow)
Lineage: Eukaryota; Metazoa; Chordata; Actinopteri; Cypriniformes; Leuciscidae
Gene: znrd2
Product: zinc ribbon domain containing 2
Source: RefSeq, a predicted model, not a curated record
UACACACACAUUUCACCGCUGAUGUUUCGAGCAGCAGGAAACGUUAUCUGCGUGUGAGGCGGCUGAUGAGGAAAGCAUGGCCCUUAACGCAGAUGAAGACUUUGAAUGGGAACCUCCCUCCGAGGCGGAGAUGAAGGUGAUUCAGGCUCGACGGGAGCGGCAGGACAAGAUAAGCAAGCUGAUGGGAGACUAUCUGCUGAAGGGAUAUAAGAUGCUGGGGGAUUGCUGUGAGCUGUGUGGGACAAUUCUGCUACAAGAUAAGCAGAAGAAAUAUUACUGUGUUGCUUGUCAAGAGCUGGACUCCGACGUCGACAAGGACAACCCAGCUUUGAAUGCCCAGGCAGCCUUGUCACAGGUAAGAGAGCGUCAGCUUGCGAGUCAAUCUGUCCCUGAAUCGAACGGACCCUCAUCCAGCGAACCCCCUCUGUCCAUCACGGGCCAGCCCAGGCCGGAGCACUGCGAGGGGGCCGCGUCUGGACUAAGAGGUCCCCUUCCCACCGCUCAGUCCACUCCUGUUUCUGCCCCCCCUGCCAGCGCAAACUUCCUACCACCUGCAAACCCUUCUGUCCAGACUACACCUCCUUCAGGGUCCUUGGGUAACACCCUCCAGCACGCAGCCUUGUCGAGCGCAGAAGAGGCAGUGCUACACAAACUCAGAUGGGCCACGCAGGAGCUCCAGCACUCUGCGUCAGUUGAGGCCAGUAUUCAGCUCUGCAAUCUCAUCCGAGGCUGUGCCGAAUCCCUGCGUAGCUUGAAAGAGCUGCAGCUCUCUUAAGACUGAACUAAAAUCAGGGCUGUAACAGCACACACGCAUAUAAAAGGAAAUAUGAACAGCACAUAUAUAGUAACGUACUCAAUGGAGCGUUUCAGUUGUGUUUGUUCCAAAGCAGCAUGUGCUUGCUGUUUUUUUCUUUCAUGAUGUCUUCCCCAUUUCUUUAUGAAAUCCAUAUUUUCUGAAAGCACUGAAUUGACCGUUGUGACAAUGUUACAACAGUGGCACUAUUUUGGUGCUAUGAGCAGACUGCGUCCUCCUGUCCCUUUCGUCGUCUGCAUACGUCAUAAGGAUGUCUCAUUUCAGAAUAGUAACUAUUAUAAAAUUGACUGUUAUUCGUAAUGUUUUAAUGACUUUGGAAUGUUGUGGUCAGUUUACUGAAAUGAAGCAGCCUCGAUGUAUACAGACGUUUUGUUUUGUUUUUUCCGCUGCCCUGCAUCUGGUGUUUUUAAAACUAAAAAAAACCUGACGGGCCCUUAAGAGGCCAGUCACAUAGAACAUGUUUUUGCAUUGAAAAAAGUGAUAUGCACUUAAUGGAAUGGGGAAAACCUGUUUUUGCCUUCCACUACGGCGCUUUUCUAUCGUUUUUCUUUGUAAAGCAAUAGACAGAAGUGACCAUUGUGCUAGUGCUAAUAAAGUUCAACUUUUAAAAAAAG